GUAAGAAUGGGGAGGUUGAAAGGGUUGGAUUUGGUGGGAGGGGCCGGCAGAAGCACCUGGCCGCAGAGACAGACAGACAAAUCUAAAAGGACAACGAAUAUUCAGGCGAGCCGUUCAGCACCACAGCUCUGCUGUCCUAACACUUGCACAGACCAGGCACCAUGUCCGCCGCUGAAGGCCCUAAGUACGACCCCGAUGCCGACUUUCAUUACGACUAUCAGACUCUUCGUAUUGGAGGUCUGGCCUUCGCUGGGUUCUUGGUCAUUUUGUCCGUUAUCCUGUUGACUGGACACAGACUAUUCCGGUGUGGAAGGUCUAAGGCGGUAAAGAGGAAGGGACCACACAAGCUGGUGCCGGACUCAGAAGAACAGAAGGAUGACGAGGAGGACUAAACACAAGCUGUAGCAUUGCUGGGCAAAAUGCACGUUGUUAGUUGUGUGACACUGUAUUCUGUUUGUGUUGAUAAACUGUACCCCCACUGUA
Molecule: messenger RNA, 483 nt
Organism: Esox lucius (northern pike)
Lineage: Eukaryota; Metazoa; Chordata; Actinopteri; Esociformes; Esocidae
Product: sodium/potassium-transporting ATPase subunit gamma
Exons: 7
Coding region: 162-392 (76 amino acids)
Biological process (GO): regulation of sodium ion transmembrane transporter activity
Cellular component (GO): membrane
Molecular function (GO): sodium channel regulator activity
Source: RefSeq, a predicted model, not a curated record